AGCUUUUACAGUGUGCCAAAGGAGAGUUCACGGGGAUUGCAAGAUGCUGAGCACGCUGGCGAUGGCGUCGGUGCUGGUCGGUUUGUCGGGAUGGAUCGGCGAGUACAUGGAAGAGCCAGCGAGGUAUGUGUUGUACUGCGCCACGGGGCUCUUGGGUGUGGUUGCGGUGACGACCAUUCAACAGCAACAGCACUCGACCAAGAUCGCCACCGACGACCUUGUGUUGGAGCCACUGGCGACUCCGACUCAGUGCGACGAUGAAAUCGCCGUGGAGAAGGCGUGUAUACGUGCUGCCGCUGCAUCAGUGACUCGAGAAGCCACAACUACCGCUUCCCUGGCGUGCGUGUCGACGAACCCGUCCAACGUCGUCGAGCGCGGCAUCAUUCUCACCUCACUUGUGGAUCAACCAGUGGGCAGUAUUCGCAUUCUCGUCGGUCCAAACGGCGCUAGCGGUGGCCGUCUUGCCAAAAACGAGAUCAUUCUGGAAGACAGUGUCGUGAGUCGUGUGCACUUUCAACUGCGCCAACACCACGCGUCCACCGACGGCGGGGAUUCGACAUUUUUCUACCUGCAGGACUGCGGCAGCACGACCGGAACAUUUCUGUAUCUUGCGCCAUGGGAAAAACGCCGGCUGCAUGUUCACGACGCAGUCAAGGUCGGGGACGCCGAGUUCGUCGUCGUGGCGCUGCAGGAGGACCACUGGGCCAACACCAAGCCGUUCCUGCGCAUCAAGUUCACCACUGGGCCCAUGGCGGGAGUCACGCAAAGGAUUGGUCUGUCUCCCGUCACAAUCGGUCGUCGCACGACCUGUGCUCUGUGUCUCGAGGCAGACGUGACUGUGUCGGGCCAGCACUGCACCCUCGAGUACUUGGAGAGUUCUGCCAGCGUCGUUGAAGCAGGGUACUACAUCACGGACUUGAACAGCACCAACGGUACAGGCAUGCGACUGAGCGCGACGGGAGUGAAGUCCAUGAAGGUGCGGCUGCAGCACAAGGACGUGUUUGGCGUGGGUGCCACCAAGUUCCUCGUCGAGUACCCUGCCAUGUUGGCCGAGGAGAAAAUGGCCAAGAAGGCCGAAGAAGCGGCUGUACAUGGAAGCGGGCAGUCCCCCGUGCGAAUAGCGUAACAAUAUUGUGGUGUGUGUUGGAU
Molecule: messenger RNA, 1149 nt
Organism: Aphanomyces invadans
Lineage: Eukaryota; Oomycota; Saprolegniomycetes; Saprolegniales; Verrucalvaceae
Exons: 1
Coding region: 44-1126 (360 amino acids)
Molecular function (GO): protein binding; mRNA binding
Source: RefSeq, a predicted model, not a curated record